Drosophila biarmipes is the source of this 1866-nucleotide messenger RNA. RefSeq lists its product as uncharacterized. Gene Ontology annotation, biological process: double-strand break repair via nonhomologous end joining. Gene Ontology annotation, molecular function: DNA end binding. The transcript is spliced from 5 exons. The coding region runs from base 86 to 1453 and encodes 455 amino acids. The record is from RefSeq and is a predicted model, not a curated record. NCBI's taxonomy places the organism in Eukaryota, Metazoa, Arthropoda, Insecta, Diptera, Drosophilidae. Gene Ontology annotation, cellular component: DNA ligase IV complex.
GCUGGAAUUUCACAAACACAUUCUUGUUGACUUCGGUAGAGAAUAUUUUUGUUUUAGUUUAAAAUUAAUUAAGUAAGUAGAGAAAAUGCUGUUGAAAACAGUGGAUAUAAGUGGAGAACUCUGUGUGUUCACCUGCUUUGAAGAGGGACACAACGAACUGCUCACAUUUUACCUCCACAAACCGGGAAAGAAUUUAAGUUUCUCAGAGACUGUGACAAAGGACGAGUUCCAGGAGCGUUUGAAGAUGAGCAACCCACGCGUGAAGUUCCCCGAGGAUGCAGUACGUCUGGCUCUGCUUACCGCGGAUCUCUUGCAAGUGGACGCCUCUGCAGGUCAGAUGAGUGGCCUGCUCUUGAAGUACUCCAUGCCCAACACCACGGUUCCUCUUAAAUGGCUUUGGAAACUGAAUCCAAUGAAUGGUUUUUCGUUCUAUCGCAAAAUCUGCAUGAAUUCGAUGGCCACGGCCGCAGGACUUCGGGAUCAGAUUUCCGUUUUGAUAGAGCUUCUGAAAGCCAAGGACAAGGAGCUCCAACAGUAUCGAAAGGAUGGACACAAGCUGUGGAGGGUGACUGCGGUUACCAAGCCAUUUGAUGUCGAGGCUUUCAAUGCAGAGCACCAGAAACUGCUGGACCAUGCUGCUGCCUAUCAGCAAGUAAAGGAGGCAUUUGCAGACGAACCUCCCUCGUGCAGGUCACCUGCGCUUUCCUCGCCCGCCUUGCAGGAUGUAAAGCCCAAGACCCCGUCUACUGGUUCUACAAAUUCGGCGGAAUCAACAACGCCAGGCUCUAAGGUUCCCUUAUACUAUGCAGCUGCAUCGCCAAAAGCAUUGUCUCCACGCAAUAGAAAGCGCAAGGCCCUUGAAGCCAAUACAUACCAUUUGGAGCGCAAGGUAAUGGAGCGCCGUUCUAAACCGCAAAUCAAGUACAAAAGCUCCCAGAGUUCCGAAGAGACAGACGCGAAUAAUUGGUUUACUGAGUUAAAGCCACACAUUAAAAUGGAAACUGUACAAGAUGCCGAAGAGCCAUCCACAUCGGCUACGAUUGCCCAAUCUUCGCUGGCGAAACUAACCAAAGUUAAUGCUACUGUGGGUAUAGCUGACAUUAAAACUGAACCCGUGUCUAAGGAAAGUGAAACACCUGAUACUGAGGAAACCGAGAAAACUAAAACAUCAGCAGAGACUGUGGAGUUCAUCUUGCGGCAGAUUGAAACUGUUCAAGAAGUAUAUGAUACUCCCAAACCAUUUAUUGAAGAAGGCAAGGGCCUUGAUUCCCCAAAAGUAUCCAUUCAAGAACCAGAAGUUCUUGGUUCUCCUGCAGCAAACGUGGACACCGAAGUGGACAAUGGGCCAACGAAGCCGCUCAGUGAGCUGGAGGAGCUAAAGGCCAUACUACAACGCACGGCAGCGCACACCAAGAACAUGAUUAUCAAGCACGGAGUCAGCAAAAAAGAGUAGUAAGGAAAUACUCCCUCUCUAAAUGGUGUUUCAUAUAAAAUUUAAGGUCCAGUCCAUAGGUUUUUUUUCUUGAUUGAUAAAAUCAGACACUAUAAAUCCCCAGUGAUAAAAGGAUAUAAAAUAUUGUAUGUAUUAUAAGAAAAUUUCUAGAUUAACUAGAAUACGUAGUGCCUCGUUAAGUUAGGUCUUGAAGGAUUGCAAAAGGGCCAUUUAAUUAUUUACUUAACUAUAUAUUAUUAUCUCGUACCAAAGAUAUCUACUUGUACUUGUUUUAUGGCGGAAAAAUCCCAUUUUACAUAUCAUACGAUUAGUCACUAUUUUAUUUGGGAGGGCCAGUCUGAAAUUCAUGGUUUAUUUUACUUUGUUCAUAUGUUUUAUGACAGUGACUAAUAAAUUGUAUUGAAAAAAAUCAA